GCAUGUAAACUUCCGGUUAUUGACUAUCGUAUGUGAUGUACAUAUGUGUAGGCUAGCAGAUGUACUUAAAGCCAUCUAAUAAGACAAACUGUAGUCAGUGAAACGAAACUGUCAGACAGGCGACAAUGAGAAAUGGAGGUUGAUGUGGACUCCCAUGAUGAGCUGGACAAUUGUGGACACCUCCAAGACAAUGACAAAGUUCACAAAUGGAAGAGAAGGAGAAAACAUAGUGGGACAUCAGCCCUGACUGCAGAGGAAAUCACAAAAAAUCGGCUACGAUAUGGGGAAACAAUACUUCAUUGUGCAGUCCAUAUUUCCAAGAAUAUACGAGAUGCGGAAAACGGAUCUGUCCUCAAGUACAUCUGUGCACUACUUAACUCAGGUGGGGGGAUCCUUCACAUGGAGAAUCUGGACUAUGAUGCAAGAGUUCAGCCAAAGGACCUGGAUACUUGGUGGAGCGCUAUGGAGAACAAAAUGGCAGAUAUCAUAUCUGGGGAUGAUAUUUGUAACUAUUUUGACAUGGUAGGCAACUAUGAUGAUAAAGAUCUGUAUCUGUUUGUUAAAACUGCAGAGCAUCUCUGUACCCUAGACUAUUACUGUAGACUCCCGACAGAUACAGCUACACAUGAGGUGUCCUAUCAUUCAGCCAUGAAACUUCUCAACUCUAAUGGUGAACCGAGUGACCUUUCUGAUCUCCCACAUGUUCCAAAAGAAUAUCAUUAUGGAGAGACACAUGAAUGUUUGAAGCAAGAGACAAAACAGAUUCAGUUUAAACAACUAUCAGCUCCAAGCAGUAGGGACGGCAAAUCACUCCCCACCAAGAUAAAGUACACAGUCACCAGGUACCUUUCUGCAUUCGCCAACCAUGAGGGCGGCCAUAUCUACUUUGGGAUAGAAGAUGUCAAGGCCGCAGUACUUGGUGAAGAACUUUCAGAGGAGGAGCAGAAAAGAACUGUUGACUUGAUGGUUGCAAAGAUGCAACCAGUUAUUUGGGGCGACACUGACUUUCAACCAAUCAGAGGCAGGCAUUGGGACAUUCAAUUCUUUCCUGUUCAUGGUUCCCCGAGACGAAUGGGACGGCGGAUGGUGGUGGUAGUGUCCGUUUGUAAAUUUCCUGGGGGAGUGUUCACAGCUGUACCAGAGAGCUACUAUGUCAAUGAUUAUGGGGGUGUGGAGGAAUGGACAUUUAAGCUAUGGAAACAGGCACUUCUGUCAUCUUACAGAGAUAAACCUGAACUUCACAACAGAUUUGUAAAGCUUGGCCUGAAUGUACCUCAGGCCCCAUUGGUGUUUACAGUGCAGCAUACUGUUGAUGCUAUCAGAAACAAACUGCUCCAAAAAAGUAAAACUGAAUGGAUACAGCCGAGACAUGCCUUGGAUGUCAUAUCUCACUCGAAGAAAAAAGAUUUUAUCAGAGAUAAAUUGGAGAAGUAUAAAGAGGCUGAUAGCAUCUGUAUUGUUGUUAACAGCUGGGGCCUCCAGGUGGCGCUACCCCAACCAAAAUGUGUUCUGUGUGAUAUCUUCAUUAUUAGUGAGUCACAUGGGUGUCAUCUCCUCACCUUCACUAACGAGGUAAACUGUAGGACACGAGAAUACUCGUCAUCUGUUGCUGCAUUCCUUAAAAGUCGGCUGGUCCUUCAUGGAGGCUGUACGGAUAAAUUUGGUGUUACCUGUCAAGUUGUACACGUUCAGGAUAAUUCUUGUCAUCAAGACGUAACCUGCUCAAGAAAUCAUGACAUUUUAGACGAAGAAGAUCUUUAUCCUUCCCACUUUUACAUGAACCCUCACAAGAUUAGAAACCUUAUCGGAUCUCUUAUUGUUUGUAUGGCAGCCUACAAACCUGUAGACUUUACUACGCUGGCAGCAGGAAAUAGGGAAGAAGUAUUGGCCAACAUGUCCUACUUUUUCUUGCUGACGAGUGACCAGUUUGAUCUGUUUUGGAGUCAGCAAUUUACCAAGGAACUUUGGAUUCAUGGGCCGCCAGGGGCAGGCAAGACUGUUGCUGCUGUACAGUUGAUUCAGGAACUCAGGAGACGAGGCAGUGCACAGAACCAAAUCCUGUACCUAGCUGAGAAUGAUAUGCUGUGUUCAUACGUCAGAUCUUUUAACAUUUGCGAGGUCUGCACUAGACGAAAUUUUUUGAAGAAAAUCCAAAGAAAGGAAAACAAUCAUGAUGAAUCAAAGAAAGCUUUUAAUUGCAUUAGGAAUGUAAUCAUUGAUGAGGCACAAAACUUCAAAGCAAGGGACGGUGAUUGGUAUACGAUGACAUUAAAACUCACUAAGCAAGGGCUAGUGGGUGGUUCGGAAAGCAAAACGGUUCCAGAUGGGUACUUCUGGGUUUUCAUGGACUAUUCCCAAAAGGUUCACAAAUUUGAAGCUGGUCUCCCUUCUAUUGUUGGUAAAAACAAUUUUAUGUUGAGUGAGGUAUCAAGAAACUCGAAAGAGAUAUUUGACUAUGCUAUGAAUUUCAUGGACCCUGAAGAAAAACUUACUGCAAAUGAUCAAGUUCAGAGUCUUAAAAUGGUUGAAUGUCUUCCGAAACUUGGUCAUGGAUAUUCCUCGGGACGCGAUGUUAACAUUGUAUCUUGUAGUUCUACUGAAGUGAACGAUGCUGUUGCAAAGGUCUUGUCAUCUGUUCUUGGAACUGGGGUGGAUAUCCAGGACAUUGCUAUUCUGGUAGGUAGGCGCCAAGAUAAAGAAGUGAUGACUCCAUCUGUUAAAAAUAUAGUGGAAAGGUCAGGGGUCAAAGAUCCUAUUACCAUAGAUACUGUGAAAGGAUUCAGUGGUAUGGACAGAUCAACCAUUAUAGGUGUGAACCCACGUGUGAAUGAUGACCAUGCAGACUUCAAUAAAUAUAUUCUCAGUUUGGCUACGCGGGCUAGAGACAGCCUUGUCAUCAUUACGCAGCCCGAAAAAAAUCAGGAGAAACUUUAUCACUAAGCCUCUGAUGGUCUCUGAAAUAUACGUCUGCAUGCUACUAGAGAUUGGCAAUACAGACUUUAGCUUAUAAUACCUCAGAUCAUCUCUGAAAUAUACGUCUGCAUGUCACUCUAGAAUGGAAGUACAGACUAAAAUAUACGUCUGCAUGUCACUCUAGAAUGGAAGUACAGACUAAAAUAUACGUCUGCAUGUCACUCUAGAAUGGAAGUACAGACUAAAAUAUACGUCUGCAUGUCACUCUAGAAUGGAAGUACAGACUAAAAUAUACGUCUGCAUGUCACUCUAGAAUGGAAGUACAGACUAAAAUAUACGUCAGAUUGUUACCAGACUUUAUUAUAAAACCUCUGGUGGUCUCCAAAAUAUACAUCUGCAUGCUUCUGCAGAUUGGCAGCUUAACAAAGCGUAUACAGUUGUACCUUAAGGUCAGCGUUCUAUAGUCCACAGUUGUGUAGGAUUUCAUGUAAAAUCAAUAUUAUUGGACUUUUGAAGAAGAAUUUUCUGCUGUGACUGGAGACAAAUGUUUUGAUAUAAUACCAUGGAUUAGAUCAUGUUUGGUCUACCUACCGAAUUCAAUACUUUAUAUUGAUCGUAAAUCUUAUCUUUCGUUUCCAAGUACUUGUUUAUGGAUUGAAUAUCUUUCCUAUCUGCCGUUUCUAUGCUCAGAUCAUAUUGACUGUUUUGUACAACUUUCUAUGCACAUUUAAGUAUUAGAUAUUUAAGUGACCAAUUGCAAUGAUUAUUCUUCGGUGCCCAUCAUUGUUCAUAUUUUGUUAUGCUAAUGGCAACAUUCGUUAACCCUAUAUUGUAACUAUACAGAUAAUUCAUAUCCUCUUAUUGUUCAUGUAUUUCCUAACAUACAAAUUCGUUAUCUAUAAGACAUUAAAUAUGUUAGCAUGUAGUUAUACAAGGAUAGUAAAUGCUGUGAAGUUAAAACACGAAUCUGAUUUGGUGCCAUAGUUAAGUAUAUUAAUAUUUUAUACAGUAUAACAUUUGUUAUUCAGAGCUUAUCAAAUUUUACUUUGACAGAAUAAAAUAAAUCAAAAUUG
Pecten maximus is the source of this 3986-nucleotide messenger RNA. Its product is annotated as schlafen family member 13-like. NCBI's taxonomy places the organism in Eukaryota, Metazoa, Mollusca, Bivalvia, Pectinida, Pectinidae. The record is from RefSeq and is a predicted model, not a curated record. The transcript is spliced from 8 exons. Bases 133 to 2940 code for a protein of 935 amino acids.